UCAACACAUAGUCCAAGCAUAGUUUUAGCAACGUUUGUAUGAUACCUUCCAUUCUUCCACCGCUAGCUAGUUUCUUUCUCUCUCUACCUUUGCUCAACAAUGGUGGCUGAAAUUAUUGAUCUUUCAGACUCCCCUCCAUCAUCACCCAGUUCAUCUCAUAAUACUGCAGCAAGAAUUCUCAAUUUUGAUUCUGUUUCUAAUGGAAAAAUUCAAUUUGAGAAAGUUAUUCCUAUAUCCUUAAUGGCUUGCACAAAUACCAACCAGCCCCAAAGUACUCUAUGGGCAGCUUCAGGACAUACCAAUGAGCACUCUCAGAUUGCUACUGCAUUCCAACCCAGUAUGCAACAAAGGGUUGCUACAGUACUUGAACCAGUACCUGAAUCAAUCACAUGCAUGUUUCCUCAUGGAGCUAGACUCAAGGAGCCCUGGACUCACAGAGAACAUGAGCUAUUUUUUGUGGGGCUAAUCAAGUAUGGAAGAGGUCACUGGAGCAAAAUUGCUAGACAGUUUUUGUUGAAUAAGACACCACAUCAAGUUCAGAGCUAUGGUGCUAGCUUCUUCAGGCACCUACCAUCUACACACCUACAUGAUUUUAGGAGAAGGAAGCCAACCUACUCAACAUCUAGCCUCAUGCCCAAAAACAACAAUCUUAUGGCUGCAUCUGUCUCCAUGCCUAUGAUUGUUAAUGAGCUACAACAACAAACUCACAUGCUUUUCCCGGAGAAUGCUCCUUUCCUUCUGGCCCCAUCACAUGGAGAAGCAAGUAGCAGCAACAACACCACCAUGUAUGGGUUCCAGAUGCAAACAGGUGGUGCAAGAACAUCCAUGAAUGCUAGUGCUAAUGGAGAAGUUGAUUUGGAACUGCGUUUGGGUUGAUGCCAGUGAGACUCAAAUUUGUAUAUGAUGAUGAUGGAUAAAUUAAUAUAUAGUUAGCUAGCUAUAGAUGGGAUUAAUUGUGUCACCAUUAUGUGCCUUUAUUUCGUAACUUUUUUUUUUGGUUGUCGUUUAUUUAUAAAUGUUAUCAAAGUUAUGUGUCUUCCUUUUCAUGAAAUUUGCCUUUUAUGAAAUAAAACUACUGAUGUCAAUGUUUCCUUUUU
Messenger RNA from Glycine soja, 1097 nucleotides. Its product is annotated as myb-like protein J. Bases 100 to 876 code for a protein of 258 amino acids. The transcript has 2 exons. The record is from RefSeq and is a predicted model, not a curated record. Lineage: Eukaryota; Viridiplantae; Streptophyta; Magnoliopsida; Fabales; Fabaceae.